CGUUCUAACAGAGCGCCCGUUAUAAGUCAAGAACGUAUUUUGCGUUUGAUGGCACUUUUGCUGUGUGCAAAACAGUAUGGAAGGAGGUUGUCUUUCCAGUCCCGGCAGAAGGCAUUUGACACUUCAGUGACAUUUUUACUACUCGGAGGGCUGAAGGCGGCUUGCCAUUUUAGAUUAACGGUUGUCUUAGGCUGUGAAGUGGGGAAGUUUCUCCAGUAUCAGCCCAGCAUCCAUAGAAAGAAAGGGGAGGCAAAAGGGGCUUGAAGAAUAAUACCUUUUAAUAUUAAAAGGAUCGAGUGUGUUUUCAAAAUGUAAAGAUGAAGUUUUAGCUGUGUUGGCGCAUAGAUGACUCUGGGUGAUAUGAAGUCAGUCUGACCUUUUCCCAGAGGGUUUCCAGUGUUAGGAACAGGGCAAUAUGGGGUGAUAACGACCCAACAGUCUGACUUAAAAGUACUCAUUGUUCUAAACUCCCUUAAAACCUGUCUUUUCAGGGAAGGCAGACAUGUUGCAGUGAAAAUAGCAAAGAAUUUUGAUUGGUCCACCGAUGCGGCUCGUGAGGAAAUACAGGUGCUGGAAGAUUUAAAAGCAUCAGACCCCAGCAAUGCCUAGUAAGCACACAAAGCCAACCGUGAUGUGUUUUGGCUCGAAGACUUCUUCUAGUGUUCUUCUAGUGCACACAGUGUGUGUAUGAGCGCUGCACAACUCGCUGUUGCAAUGCAUGUGUUUUCCUGCUUUUGCAGUCACUGUGUCCAGAUGUUGGGAUGGUUUGAGCACCAUGGACACGUCUGCAUUGUUUUUGAGCUCCUGGGGCUCAGCACCUUUGACUUUAUGAGCGUCAAUGACUUCUUGCCGUUUAACCUGGACGACAUUAGACACAUGGCUUAUCAGAUCUGCACCUCUGUCAACUUUUUGCACAUGAAGAAGUUGACACAUACAGAUCUGAAGCCAGACAAUAUUGUCUUUGUGAAAUCUGACUACGUAGAAGAGUACAACCCCAAACUGGUAAGUUGCCAUCCUCUUCCCCACUCUCCUCCACCUCAGUCAUCCUCUGCGUUCAUCUGGUCACUUGCAUCCCACCACCUUUCAUUUCAGGAAUGCACUGAAUGCAGACUGAGAAAACCAGACAUCAGACUUGCGGACUUUGGGUGCGCCACUUACGAUCAUGAUUACCAUAACCCUGUGGUGACUACUAGACCUUACAGAGCUCCUGAGGUGGUCCUAGAGCUCGGAUGGUCCCAUCCAUGCGAUGUGUGGAGCAUAGGAUGUACUCUCCUGGAAUACUACCGUGGAGACUUAGUAUUUGAGCCCGAUGACAACAUAGAACACCUGGCAAUGAUGGAGCGAUUACUGGGGCCUUUGCCAGAUCAAAUGAUAAAGAGAGUUGUUUCUUCAAAGAAGAAGUAUUUCUGUAAUGGCCGUCUGGCCUGGGAUGAAGGCAGUGCGUCUGGGCAAUAUGUCUCGGGGUGCUGUAAACCCCUGAAGGAAUACAUGACGUGCCACGAUUCUGACCAUGAGAAUCUGUUUGAUCUGAUUGGGAAGAUGCUGGAGUAUGACCCAGCCACGCGCAUUACUAUGGAAGAAGCACUGGAACAUCCUUUCUUCCUCCCACUGAAGCAGGAAAAUAGCGCAUAGCCUCCUACAGCUGAUGCAGAUGAACUUCUCUGUCUGCCUGUUAAGAAACGGAAACUCUGUGAAGUGGCGAUUGUUUGUUUGUGUAUCUUAGGUAUUUAAUUAUUGAUGCUGAAUUCAAAUGCGUCUGUUGGAAUAAAAUUUAUUUAAGGAAAAGACAGUGAUGAGCCCGGUUGUGUUUCCCCAGUAAAACAACAUCUCAGGACACUUUUAUCGUGUGGAUGAGAGCACCCUCUACUCUAUAUAUUUGUUAAUUUUUGGUGGGGUACUCUGGUCACCAGUAUUCCUGGCAAUGGUCAUUGCUGGCAUACAGUAGUAGAGACUUCUCUCUUCUUGCAGCUCUUUCUUGGAUUACAAGCUGUCCUGAGCCUCUCCAUUAAGGACUCAAAGAAGGCUGAUAGGCUUGUUUAGGGAGCCAAAUUGGGGGAUUAUGUCUCAAAGAUUGUCAAAAGCUGCUGCCAGGUUGUAACACAAGAGCCAAGGAAACCACAAAGUCAGCAAAUCAGCACUCCACAGAAGUUCGGCAGAGGGAGGAGGUGGCGUGUGGUCGUGUCAUGUAGACACGAGCUGGAGACACUGAGUAGCACCGCGCAAGCGCAGGUGGGUGAAGAUGUGCAGGCCGUGUGGUACACGACAACCCAAACUGGGAAGAAGUAUAAAAUGACCCACCAAAAAGCCCCUCUGACCAGCACUGACUCUUUGUGGGACCCCCGAGAUGCCAAGCUUUGAAGACUCUGCAAACACAUUGUGGUGACUAUUCUUGCGACGCUCUCCUGAGCCCUUGCUUAACUUUCCAUCUUUGCUCCUCUCUUGCCUAUCACUGCAAGUCUCCUCUAAUUUUUCACGUGCUUCCUUUUUACAAGAAAGAAAGAUUUUUGAUGCACAGCCUCUGAAAUGUGUUCUGUCUCAAACUCACUCUGGGGAUUCCAAACAAAACCCUCCUGGCUUUGGUCUGGGACAUUUUUUUGGUGUCAGAAGUGGGAUCCCCGUGAAAUGAGAGCUCCAUACCUUUUCCUGAG
Molecule: messenger RNA, 2648 nt
Organism: Cuculus canorus (common cuckoo)
Lineage: Eukaryota; Metazoa; Chordata; Aves; Cuculiformes; Cuculidae
Product: dual specificity protein kinase CLK1-like
Exons: 5
Coding region: 688-1632 (314 amino acids)
Biological process (GO): regulation of RNA splicing; protein phosphorylation
Cellular component (GO): nucleus
Molecular function (GO): protein tyrosine kinase activity; ATP binding
Source: RefSeq, a predicted model, not a curated record